UCUGCCCCUUUGGCAUCGAGCAGGAGAUCAACUCAUGGGAUGUAGUGGAUGCAGAGUCAGGUUCAACUUUGGGAAGGCGCUGUCCAAAGUCUCGGUGUUUUUUACCAUGGUCCUGAUCUUCACCUACUUCUUCUACUGCCUCACCGGAUUGUGCGACUCGGCUCCGAGGACCCUGUACAGCCAGCGGGCUUCAGACUCAGACUAUGACAUUUUGGAGGACCUGCGACCGUCGCCGCGUCUGUUGCUGGACGCGUCCGAGCGGAACCUCACUGCGUCCGCGGACGCGCAGCGGGUUUACGCACCGGCGGAGCCCCAGCAGAGCGCGUCGGACGGAGAGAAGGGGAGCGCGCAGAGCAGCGGCAUCCCCGUCUCCAACACCUUCGGGACCAAAAGGUUUCCGCAGGCGAUUAUAAUCGGCGUGAAGAAAGGAGGGACCCGAGCCCUGCUGGAGUUCCUGCGCAUCCACCCGGACGUGAGAGCGUUUGGAGCGGAGCCUCAUUUCUUCGACCGCUUCUACGAUAAAGGGCUGGAGUGGUACAGGAACCUGAUGCCUCGAACACUGGACGGGCAGAUCACCAUGGAGAAGACACCCAGCUACUUCGUCACAAAGGAGGCUCCUGGCCGUGUCUGCACUAUGAACUGCCAAACCAAGCUAAUCGUGGUGGUCAGGGAUCCGGUUACGCGAGCCGUGUCUGACUACACACAGACUCUGACCAAAAACCCAGGUCUCCCAUCCUUUCAAAGCCUCGCCUUGAAAAACGUCUCCACUGGCCUGAUUGAUACCACGUGGAGCGCCGUUCGCAUCGGCCUCUACGCCAAGCACCUCGAAAACUGGCUCCAGCACUUCCCCUUGUCUCAUUUUCUGUUCGUCAGUGGCGAGCGACUGGUCUCCGAUCCGGCUGGGGAGAUGGGCCGAGUUCAGGACUUCCUGGGUCUUAAACGAGUGGUGUCAGACAAACACUUUUACUUCAACCAGACUAAAGGUUUCCCCUGCUUGAAGAAGCCGGAGGGAAGCAGCAAACCUCGCUGUCUUGGGAAGUCCAAAGGCAGACCUCAUCCCCAGAUCCCCGCUGAGGUCCUGCAGAGGCUCCGAGACUUCUACCGACCCUUCAACCACCGGUUCUACGAGAUGAGCGGACAGAACUUUGGCUGGGACUGACAGAAAAAUGACAGAUAACAGUGAUAUUUUUCUGGAGAGAGAAUUAAUUUGCGGUUUCCACGGGGCAAACGUUCUCAGGGAGAGAAAGAAGAGACAGAGCCGGCUCCGCCUCGGUGGAAGCAACUCGACAUGCAGCACUCAUGUCAGUGUUUUCCAGCGGGAGGAGAAGCUGACAUGGAGAACAGUGCUGCUAAUAUGCAAGUUACGCAUUUAAUGGCUUCGUUAUUAAAACAUUCCCUCAUUUGCUUGCUUGUAUGUUCUCAUGCCUUUAAAUAUAGUGUUUCAAUUUACUUUUGUUUUGUUUUUAAAAUAAGCUUAUAUUUAUACUUUCUGUUAAUAGGAAAUCCAAAUGUCACAUCUUUUUUUUUUUUUUAAUGUGUUAAAUAAAUGUAUUUAUUCCAUGACAAAGGGAGACAUAAAACUGUCAGGGCAUUGGAAAUAUUUUAAUAAUCCACAUGGCAUUGUCUUCACAUCUAUUUUCACUCAUUUACUGUUUUCAAGUGGCCUCUGGGAAGCUUCAUAUCUGAGUGCAAUGUAGCAGGGUCUCCGUUCUGUACAUUACCGUGGAUACACCAGUGAUACCUCAUCUUGUAAAUAUUACAGUGAAAACCACACAUACACACAUUCCAUAUGUAGAUAUUUUCCCCUGAAAACUGUGUUAUAUUUUAUAUUUUAAUUGCCUUGAACCAACUGCAAUCCCUGUUGCUGAGAGAAGAUAUGACUUUUUUUUGGACUGUGGUUAUUUUUGAAUCAA
Molecule: messenger RNA, 1913 nt
Organism: Salarias fasciatus (jewelled blenny)
Lineage: Eukaryota; Metazoa; Chordata; Actinopteri; Blenniiformes; Blenniidae
Product: heparan sulfate glucosamine 3-O-sulfotransferase 6
Exons: 2
Coding region: 35-1159 (374 amino acids)
Molecular function (GO): [heparan sulfate]-glucosamine 3-sulfotransferase activity
Source: RefSeq, a predicted model, not a curated record